Molecule: messenger RNA, 2640 nt
Organism: Atta colombica
Lineage: Eukaryota; Metazoa; Arthropoda; Insecta; Hymenoptera; Formicidae
Gene: Gk2
Product: glycerol kinase
Exons: 13
Coding region: 397-2268 (623 amino acids)
Biological process (GO): glycerol-3-phosphate biosynthetic process; glycerol metabolic process; triglyceride metabolic process
Cellular component (GO): mitochondrion
Molecular function (GO): glycerol kinase activity
Source: RefSeq, a predicted model, not a curated record
GGUGAUCAGUUGUGAUUUUCUGUCGUCGCAUGUUAUUGAUCGAUUUCUCGCUCGUGUGUAUUUAUUGUCGUUGGUCGGUAAACGACAAGCGUCGCUCAUCCGAGGUAUGUGCGAAGGCGGGAUAUCGACCGGCCGUGUAAUCGUUGCAAGGACGAUCUCGGUGAAGCAUUAGGCCUGUUCUUUUUGAUUGAACUUUUGCCAGUUCAUCAAUAGCUUAUUGCACCGAUUCAGAGUACAGCAAUAAAAACCAGACCUUUCUUCUUCUUCUUUCUUGCUGGAAGAAAAGAAAGAAAGAUGAACUAGUACAAAAGUUCAGCCAAAAAAAGCAGACCUAUUGAUGAUUUGCAAUUCGACCGCGGCACUUGCAGCAAGAAAAGAGGAUUCACGGUGAUAUUCAUGGAGCGGAAGGAUACAAACAAAAAUUCGGAAGUGGAUACUAACGAAGAUACAGAGGAAGAUACAACAAUCACGAGCGAGCGGGGCACGCUGGAAGUAUUUGAUUCUCUCGAGGAUUCGGUUACGUCGUUAGAGAUGGAACAGUCGGAGACCGGUCGGAGAACGAGUAUCUUCAAAUUCUAUUCGUACAAGAAUGUAGAUACAAUGACAAGUACGAUGAAAAAAACAGGACCCCUUGUUGGUGUAGUUGAUGUUGGCACGCGUACUGUUCGCUUUGUGGUAUUUAAUGCAAAGCACGUCACGGAGAUUGCAUCUCAUCAAAUCGAUAUAGAACAAAUCAAUCCGCAAGAAGGGUGUGUAGAGCAGGAUCCCAAAGAGAUUCUUUUUGCAAUAAAGGCCUGCAUUAAGAAUGUAAUUCACAAAUUGGACAUGCUGGGUAUAAAGAUUGACGAAAUCGUUACAGUGGGUAUUACUAAUCAGAGAGAAACUACGAUAGUGUGGAAUGCGAUUACCGGUGACCCGCUUUAUAAUGCCAUAGUGUGGUCUGACAUCAGAACUGACGCGAUUGUAGAUCAGAUUAUAGCGAAGUUUCCGGAUCAGAGUAAAAAUCAUUUGAAAUCUUUAUGCGGUUUGCCCGUGAGCCCGUACUUUUCGGCUUUGAAGAUUCGUUGGUUAAAGGACAAUGUGCCGGCGAUAAAGAAAGCAAUUCGUGAGAGACGAUGCAAAGUGGGAACCAUGGAUACAUGGGUUGUUUGGAACUUAACGGGAGGCAAAGACGGUGGACUAUAUAUCACUGAUGUUACGAACGCGUCGAGAACGAUGUUAAUGAAUAUUGAAACGCUCUCAUGGGAUCCUACGUUAUGUAGAUAUUUCGAUAUUCCUAUGCAAAUGCUGCCGGAAAUCAAAAGCAGUUCCGAGAUAUAUGGUAAAAUCUUGAUUGGUCCGUUGUCUGGCAUUCCGAUAUCUGGUAUUUUAGGAAAUCAACAAUCUGCUUUGGUCGGACAAAAUUGUUUGAAGAAGGGUCAAGCGAAAAAUACGUAUAGAAGUGGCUGCUUUUUACUGUGUAACACAGGGCAUACCAGAGUAUAUUCUUCUCAUGGAUUGGUUACGACCGUCGCAUAUCAGUUAGGUCCGAAAAGUCCACCUGUUUACGCAUUGGAAGGUUCAAUUGCAGUUGCAGGUGCAGCUAUAAAAUGGCUACGGGAUAAUAUGAAGCUCAUAAAAGAUGUUCAUGAAAGUGAACACUUAGCUCAAAGUGUAUUUAGUACGGGAGACGUCUACUUUGUACCCGCCUUCACAGGAUUAUAUGCACCUUAUUGGAGAAAAGAUGCAAGGGGAAUAAUUUGUGGACUUACUGCAUUUACUACGAAGCAACACAUAAUUAGAGCAUCCCUCGAAGCAGUAUGCUUUCAAACCAGGGAUAUUCUUGAAGCGAUGUACAAAGAUUGCGGAUUUCCGUUAACGAAGUUAAAUACAGAUGGAAAAAUGUCAACUAACAAUCUGCUUAUGCAAUUGCAAGCCGAUUUAUGUGGUACACCAGUAUUUAGGUCAACUGUGCCUGACAUCACGGCUUUAGGUGUAGCGAUGGUUGCCGGACAUGCUGAAGGAAUAGAUGUUUGGGAUCUGGAAGGCGAAGAAGUAGAAACAGUACCAACCGACACUUUUCUUCCAACUACCACACCGGAAGAAAGGGACGCGAGGUAUAAGAAAUGGAAGAUGGCGGUGGAAAGGAGCCUAGGUUGGGUGACAGGAAAAAUGUCCGACCAAAUGACAGCUGAAAGGUACUGCAUACUGGCAUCCAUUCCUGCCAGUUGGUUUUUAAUAUCAAGCUUUAUUCUUCUGCGAUUAAGUUAUUACAUAGAGAAACGGUGACAGCAAAUCAACAUUAUCGAUAUGCAAGUUCCCGUAGACAGUGGAUAGUUCUAAUUGCAGCUCAUUGCAGAAAAAACUUGAAAUGAUUGUAAAGUUUAUUCACUCAUACAUACAUCGAUACGACAAGUGAUUAUGAAAUGAUCAGAAAGAAAAUAUUGCUUCUUUAAAUAUGAGUUUCAUACAUUUCGAUGCGAUUUAUCAGAAUUACAUUCAUAGUGAUCCUCAUCCAGGACAAAUACGCUAAUCAUUGAUCUUCGGAUUUAGAAAUGAAUAAUCAGCACAAAAUAUAUAUAUGUGUUUAUAAUUAUAUUUUCUGUGAAAUAACAAUAUCAGAUUUCUUGUAGGAUUGAGAUGGAACAAUAGAAUUUUUUG